AUGCCGAAGAGUAGAAGAUCAUCCAUGCAGCAAGCUAUGCUGAAUAUGAAUAAACAUAUUUAUAGUAAUGAAGUCAGGUUACUGAUGGAAUGUACAGAAGAAGAAUUGUUACCUAGUCAGAAAUCAAGUUAUAAAAGUGCUUUAGAUGAGUACAAUCGUGUUAAUAAGUAUAUAGCAGAUGUUCAGACUGGUAAAAUACAGAUGUCAAAUGUUCCAAAUUCUACAAUCUCAUUAGUGACUGACCCUAAUGCAGUUGUCAGACCUAAACCAGUUCAAAAACCAAACCAAAACAAUGAUCCUGAUGUAAUUGUUAUUGGUGAAUCUCCUGCACAACAGACCAAAGUAGGACCAGCAAUACCAGCCUUACCUAAUGUUAACAAUCUUACUUUACCAGUUCUACCUGACAAUAUCUCUGGUCAACAAAUAAUAACUUUCCCUCAACAAGUCUAUAAUCAGUUAGUUAAUGGUCAACAGUCUAACGUAGUUAAAGUUGGUAAUCAAAUAUUCAUUCGACCAAUCAUGCCUGUUGCUCCUCAACAGAAUGGUGCCCAAGGUGUUUCAUAUUCUGUUAAUCAGUCUAUGAUACGUCCUACAUCUCUAUUGAAACGUCAAGUUGAUCUAGAUGCUGAUAGGAAGAGAUUAUUAGCUAGUAAAAAUGAAAUGGAUAGCAGUGGUAAUUGGGUGCCUUUGGAUGAGUUUUAUUACGGUAAAAAGGAAGGUGAUCCAACCUAUGUAGAAGAUAAAGGAGAAUACAGAUUUAAGUGUUGGUAUUGUUCUAAAAUGUUAUAUAAUAAUGUCAAGAUUAUGAUGCACAUGCAAGGUCAUAUAGACAGUGAAAAACAACAUAAUUUAGAUCUGAGUGAUUUAACACAGUGUAAACAUUGUUAUAAACAAUUUGAUACACCAUUUGAGAUGCAGACACAUAUAGAAAAGGUACAUAUGUAUAACAGUAAUGUACUGAUGUGUCGAAUUUGUGAGAAAGAUUGUGACAGUAGAUUCACCUUGACCUCACACAUGAGAACCAAUCAUAAUGCUUGUGAGAUGCCAUAUAUUUGCCAUCUUUGUGGAUUCCGUUCUUCUAUGUAUAGUGAUGUGGUAGACCACUUUAAAAAGAAACAUGAUAGUUCAGCCAAUUUGUUAUGUUUAUAUUGUUUAAAAGCAUUUAAUAUCAAGUUUAUAUCAACUGGUUGGGGACAAACACAGAAUUAUUAUCAUCAUUUACUGAAACAUCAGGCUAAAAAUAAAGUGAAAAAAUGCCAAGUGUGUAAAUUAACAUUCUUUAACCCAGCUGAAUUAAAAUCACAUCGGCAGAAAGAUCAUUUAGCUAAUGUUAAAGGUGUCAUAGGUAUGAAUAGUAAAUACACCACGCCUGACCAAGUUAUGAUUAAAGUACCAGAACAAGGUUUACAACCUAAACCUAUUAAAUCAUUAAAUGCACCAACAGUAUCUAAAGUUCGAGAUAAUCAUUUAUUAUUACCUAGAGUUGUUAAUGAUGUUGAUUGUUUAGAGUGUAAAACUAGUAUGUCCUCUGUCGAACAUUUUAAAAAAUAUAUUCAGUGUUCAAUGUGUAGAUUUGCUACAAGUUGUAGUUUUGCUUAUGCUAAUCAUAUGAUGGGAUUUCACUCGGGUAAAAUGACUACUUUAAGUUUAAAUAUACCUCAAGAAAAACCAAUGGAACAUGUAAUGUAUUGUAUGUGUGGUUAUGCCAGUCUUUAUGGUAAUAAAAUAGCUAAUCAUAUGGUGUAUUGUACCAAAAGAACAUGUUACAAAGAUAAACCUGAUGUACAGAUACAAGAAUAUGACAAUAAAGAAAUGCAAGAUCCAAGAAAGAAACCUGGAGCCUCGUUAUUAGACGUUUUAGGUUUGGUGAAGAAGCCAUCAUCUGACAAGCCUAAAGAAUACAGUUCCAGUAAUGAUAGUCCAGAAGCGAAAUCUUCAACUACAGUAUGGGUUUAUGCUUUCUAG
Molecule: messenger RNA, 1965 nt
Organism: Lottia gigantea (owl limpet)
Lineage: Eukaryota; Metazoa; Mollusca; Gastropoda; Lottiidae
Exons: 13
Coding region: 1-1965 (654 amino acids)
Cellular component (GO): nucleus
Source: RefSeq, a predicted model, not a curated record